This is a messenger RNA of Cuscuta campestris, 1243 nucleotides long. The record is from the annotation of a GenBank genome assembly. NCBI's taxonomy places the organism in Eukaryota, Viridiplantae, Streptophyta, Magnoliopsida, Solanales, Convolvulaceae.
GCCUCUCACUCUCUGGACGGACCAACAGAGUUCUGACCCCGGCAAAACGAAGCCACUACAGCAACUUCUAGGGGGUAGGGAUACACCCAAAAUCAAUAAAGAUUAGAAGGUCAAUCACCCAAUCCCAUUUUAAUCGAGCUUUUUUCUUUUUUAGAGGUUCAACUCUAAUUCGAUCAUUAUGCCUCAUAAAAACCUUCCUGGUAGUCAAGAGCGUAAACAAAGAAAAUGAGAUGAAGAAAUGAGAGUCUCAAAUGGGUGUUAUGGAUAAGUUCUUGUAUAAAUCCGUUGUUGAAGAGAAUGAUGAAGAGGUAGAAGUAGAAUUUCAAGACCUUGAACCACAAGAGCAUGUUGAAGGGCAAAAGCAUGUGGAAGUUGAGAUUGUAGAUCAAGAACAUUUUGACAAUGGAAAUUUCUUAGGCCUCAUUGAAAUGUUACAAGAGUUUAACCCAAUUUGUCAAGAGCGUGUGCAUCAGAUCACAACAAAUGAGCUUCAUAACAGCUUCUCCUACACAAAAAUGGCUUUCUAUGGCCAUUCCGGCGAGUCCCAAUGGCCCUAUUGUUUUUAUCCCAAUUCUUACCCAACCCAAUCUCUGAUUUCAUACCCAUCCCCAAAUCUCAUCCAAAAUCAACCCAAUCACUGCACCAGCUAUUACCUUGAUUACCAGCCUCCGAUUUCCCAAACAAAUUACUACAUAGCUUCUUCUUCUUCUCACUCGACCUCAGCGCCGGACGACGAGGUCUUCGAGGAGUACGAUCCGGACCCGUACAGCGGCGGGUACGAUAUUGUUCAAACGUACGGCAAGCCCCUUCCGCCGUCAAACCAAACCUGUUACCCUCGUUCCGCCCCUGAUUCGAAGGGAAUGUCCUACGAAACAGGGGCGGCGGCGCCGGGCACUAAUAAAGGCGGGAAUGAGAGUGCUUGGGAAUCCCCCCAAGUGGGGAACGAUGAUGCCAUUGCUAGCAGCAGGUACUAUGGGUCUGGUUUGGAGGGUGUUGAUUUGUGCGGAGGCGUGUUUGGUUACUGGCCUUGUUGGGAGAAACACCAGAAGAAGAAGAAAGGGAAUGAUUUGGAUCAAGAAAAGUGUAACAGAAGCAGCAAUGGUGGUGGUGAUGAAGAUAGCCCAUGGAGUGAUUGUACAUCGGCAGCUGAUUAUAUAUUUGGAAGUCCAUUUGGAUAUGGGGAUCUCAGUUAUUCUAGUUAUCAGCAACAGUAUUAGCUAGCAGAUCAGAGAUUGGUGAUAUA